Encephalitozoon romaleae SJ-2008 is the source of this 1269-nucleotide messenger RNA. RefSeq names its product serine palmitoyltransferase subunit 1. The record is from RefSeq and is a predicted model, not a curated record. Gene Ontology annotation, biological process: ceramide biosynthetic process; sphingosine biosynthetic process. The coding region runs from base 1 to 1269 and encodes 422 amino acids. The transcript has a single exon. NCBI's taxonomy places the organism in Eukaryota, Fungi, Microsporidia, Unikaryonidae. Gene Ontology annotation, molecular function: serine C-palmitoyltransferase activity; pyridoxal phosphate binding. Gene Ontology annotation, cellular component: endoplasmic reticulum.
AUGGAGCCAAUUUUUACUAUAGGCGGCUUAAUUGUCUCGUACUGGAAAGACAUUCUGAAGAUAAUUAUUGAGACAUUUGUUAUUUACUUGGUGGUUAAGUUCAGGUACCGUUCAAGAAAGGAUAUCAUUAUCUUCCCACAAAGUGUAAUUGACAAACUUGUGGAGGAAUUUGAUCCAGACGACUUGGUAAAAAAUGUUCCCAGUGACGUGAUGCUACCUAGCAUCUACAGGGAGGGGAUGAUUGACUUGGCAAACUUCGAUGUAUUUGGGUUGUCAAUGGAAAAUAAAGAAGAGAUUAUAGAGGUCAUAAGAAAGUAUGGAGUUGGAACUUGUGGCCCUCGAGGAUUCUACGGGACUCUAGACAUCCAUUUGGAUCUUGAAGAGACCAUUAGCAAGGAGCUUGGUGCCGAGGCAUCCAUUGUUUAUCCCAACAGCUUCACCGCCGUAAACAGCAUCAUUGCAUGCUUUUGUAAGCAGCAAGACAUUGUGUUUUACCAUGAGGAUAGCAAUGAAGCCAUCCUCAGAGGAAUUGGGCUUUCGAAGUCAAAGAACAUUGAGUUUGGGAGUGUCUCCGAUCUGAAGAUAAAGCUCGAGUACUUCACAAAGCCAAGUGUCAGGAACUUUGUUAUUGUUGAAGGGCUGUCGAGGAACACAGGAAGGAUUGUGGAUAUAAGAAUGAUACUGAAACUCAGGGACAAAUACAAUUUCAGGAUCAUCCUGGAUGAAUCGUACUCCAUCCCUCUUCUGAACAAAAGGGGUGUGUGCGGAAUGAAUGGCAUAAGCCUUAGAGAGAUCGACAUUGUUAUUGGAUCUCUAUCUGGAGGACUUUGCAGCACAGGAGCAUUUUCAACAGGAACUUACUAUACUGUUGACUACCAGAAGCUGUCUGGAUCCUCUUAUUGUUUUUCUGCAUCCAUGCCUGGAGGUAUGGCCAAGGCCGGCAUACUCAACAUCAAAAGAGACUUUGAACAUGAGGAGCUGAGAGAUAAAGUGAAAGCCUUCCACACAAGCUUUAGAUCUAAGACAUAUGAGAUCAUAUCUCAUCUCUUAUCACCUAUAAUAAUCGUAGUGAAGAAGAAAGAAAUAAGGAGAUCUAUGUCCAAGGAAGCAUUACUGAAGGAGGUCUUAGACAUAAGAAGUGAACUCCUCGAGAACGGAAUAAUCAUUGGAUUCAAUCACAAUCCAUGUCCUUCACUGAGGGCUUGCUUGAAGACUGACAUCCUCGAGGAAGAUAUUGCAAGACUCGUCACUUUGUUGAAUAAAUGGUGA